Naumovozyma dairenensis CBS 421 is the source of this 1227-nucleotide messenger RNA. It is a transcript of the gene PEX12, whose product is annotated as ubiquitin-protein ligase peroxin 12. NCBI's taxonomy places the organism in Eukaryota, Fungi, Ascomycota, Saccharomycetes, Saccharomycetales, Saccharomycetaceae. The transcript has a single exon. Bases 1 to 1227 code for a protein of 408 amino acids. The record is from RefSeq and is a predicted model, not a curated record. Gene Ontology annotation, biological process: protein monoubiquitination; protein import into peroxisome matrix. Gene Ontology annotation, molecular function: ubiquitin-protein transferase activity; zinc ion binding; protein binding. Gene Ontology annotation, cellular component: peroxisomal importomer complex; peroxisomal membrane.
AUGAGUUUCUAUUCAAAUUUACCUACAUCCAGUUCAACUUCUACUUCAACUAGUACACCAAUCUCCAAGUUAUAUCCCACUGUUUUUGAAAUAUUUUCAUCUCAAGAGAUUGACGCUUUAUUACCUGAUUCAGUAAGGUAUAUUUUGACAAAUUAUUGGAUUGCAAGGCAUCCAACGAAAUUCACAUUAUCAGUAAAUAAUUAUUUCGAUGAAUGGUUUAACCUCAUCUUAAAAGGACUCGUCGAAUGGUAUCAUUUGAAACGUUUCAAUUCCACUUUCGUUGAUAAGUUCUAUGGAUUACAAAGAUUCAGUUCUGCCAACACGUUGGUAUUGAAUUCUAUCGUUUCACCUUCAACAUCGAAUUUUGCUUCAUCUUCAUGGCCUAUUGAAUUGCAAUUGACUAAGGUCCAAAGAUUAAUAAUACUAUUGCAAAAAAUUAUUAUUCCUUACUUGAAAAAUAAGUUGGAUGUUCUAUAUAAUAAAUAUCUAACAAGAUUAACAUUUAAUAAUAGCAAAGAUGAGAAUGACACGCCCACUUCUUUAAGAGUCAAGAAGAUUUUCAUUAAUGUAUAUCCUAUUUGGAAAAAAUGUUGGAAUUUAAUGGAUAUUAUUGUUAAAUUAUCAUUCCUAACAGGCAAAACUGGUUCCAUUUCUAUCAUGGAAUAUUUAUUUAAUAUACAAUAUACUAGAAUGACUCCACCGUUGCAGCAGCAACAACAACAGCUACGUGGCAAGGCAGCUUCCAUUUCUACAGACCCUGACGAGAGAAUACGGAAACUAAAUAAAUAUUCAUUCCUAAACGAAUCUUCGAAAAUUUUAUCAUCUUCAAAAAAUGCCUUAUCAUUCGUUGGGUCACAAAUGUUCCCAUCUUUCAUAUUCAUGCUAAGAGUCUACCAAUGGUGGACUACUGAAGAUUUAACAACUAAAUUACAAAAGAGAAUUGAUAAUCUUGAUGAAGUUAUUCCCAAACCUCCGAUUGCUAAUGAUAAAUCUAUUGAGACAACAAAUCAUUAUCAUGAUAAGGAAUGUCCGAUUUGUCAUUCAGAAAUCCAAAAUCCAUGCGUCAUCGAAACAGGUUAUGUUCUUUGUUAUCCAUGUGCGAUAAAAUACCUUACCGAAAACGAAGGAAAAUGUCCUAUCACCCAUAAGAAGGUAUUAGGUUGUCAAUUUGAUCCAAUAACAAACCAAUGGCAAGUUAAUAAUGGGAUCAGGAAAUUACUGAUAUAG